AUGGGGGACGCGCAUCGCAGGAGGAGUCCUCCAUUUCCUUCACCAACCGAGACCGUGUCGCCUGUUGCAGUGCCCCAGCCUUACCACCUUCACCCACGAUCGCCGUCCAGUUACCGCACCCCCCGCGACCACGAUCAGGAUGGAAGUAAAUUCAUGGAUGAAAUCACACAGGCGGUGGAUGGUCUCUCAAAACAGGGUGGAAUGCCUCCAUUAUCGCGCGGGGACUCGGCAGAGCAGGUGGUUGGUCUGACCCCGGUCACCGAGGAUUCUCGCUUUCGAAGCCAGACACACGAUGAUCAAGGGCGGAGUUCACAAACCCUCAAAGAAUUACGAAGGCAGAUGGAGGAGUUGCUCGUGUACCAACAGAUGCAGCAACACCAAUCGUCCCACACUGCUCAUCUUGCGAGCCAGUCAACCGAAACCCCACGAAAAAGACGGUUAUCGAACACAUCCCUUCCUGACGUUCCACCUGCAACGGCACCGCUCGCGUCAGGUUUGAUGGGAUCGGGGGGAACCAUCAAAGGGGAUGCUGUAUCUCCUGGUCACACAUCGAGUCAGACCCCGUCCUAUCCCUUCCCGAAGAUGCGAAACCAGAUCACUAGUGCUACUCGGGCGGGACCCGAGCAACCGGCUCGCCAGGAACAGUUUCGGUUGAAACUGCCGUCUGAGAAGCUCAAAGCCUCCCAACCCUCGACCCAGCCUGUUGAGUUCUCCGCCCACAAGGGUUCCGAUUCGAACCCGGCCUUUUUACCUUCUCAGCAGAAGAGCGUCAUCGAAGAUCCCACAUUUAUUAGUCCAAAUCUUUACGACCUGACACUGAAGUUGAAUGCGGACCCGGGUCUCGAAGCAUGGUGGUCCAACCUGGUUGAUAUCCUGCAAGCGCACUAUGGCGCAGAGCGUGUGUCGCUGGCCGUUCCGGGAGAUGUAACUGAUUUAGAGAAUGUGCCAUGGGGUCAGAAGGCUGUGUUUAACCGGGAUGGGAGCGCCUCGCUGGAGACCACCCGUGCCAACCUUGGCCAUGCUUUUCCCGUGGAGGACUCCGGCAGCCACAAAAACGGUGAAGUGACCCAAAGGACGCACGACCCACCGACUUUCCAUGCCAAAACCCCUGGCUCAGUCUCUUCGCCCAGUCGGCCGUCUCUAAUAUCACGUCACUCGUUCGCAGGCUUCGGCAAGGAGAAAAAGCACGUCCAUAUUGUUGGCGAGUCUGCGCCAAACGAAGCGACCGUGUCAGGGAGUAGCCAACGACAAUCAGCAGUUCGACCUGAGGACAACGACCUCGUCAACACGCCUCAAAUCAGUGUGCGGCAAGCGGUUUUCCCGAUAACGCGUCCGUUAGAGGUGGAGCCCGAUCCGCUAAUCAAGCGAACGGGCGUGGUCAGGCUAUUUACACGCACUCGCCCGGUCAUUUUAACCCGGGACUAUUCAGCUGAUCUGAAAACGUUGCAGCAAUGGCGAGACCCUGCCAAAAGCCCACCGGAGUCGAUUCAGGUCACUCCCAAUGCUGAUGGUCCUGAGGGACCUGCCAAGUCUGCGACAGGGGCUCCUAGGCAAGCAACACAUUUUUCGAGUUUGAGCGCGUGUGGAUUGCACGUAUUCGAUGAGUACGAGCAAAUGCCGCAGUCCCCAUGGUCUCAAUCCCCGGCUCCGUCGCCAGCCCCUCGCACUCAUGCCGACCAGAACCCUUUCUUCACAAACCACACAGUUGACGAAGGGGCCUUCUCGAAGAACCCCCCGGCGCAUGACUACUCCAAUACCCACCCAUUGGAGGCCAUUGGGAUCGACCAGUCCAAAACGGUGGUUCAUAUUCCGCUUUUACAUGGUGGACACUCGAACCAGACUUCUCCAUCCACACUGAGAUUUCCUGUUGCUAUUGUCUCCCUGUUGUCGACAAUCGUGCCCUACCCUUCUAAUCUAAGACAGUCACUGGCACACCUCAUGCCACACCUGACGACAUCCUUUUGUUUGGCCCAACAUUACAGCCAACUCGAGCGACAGGUGACAAGCAAGGUGGAAACUCCUCGCUAUGGCCAAUUACUCGGUCUGGGUGGAACUUUUUCAGAUGCGAGCAGCGAGCUCGAGCUCGUCGCAGGACUCAGUGGACAUGUCAGCUACUCUGUCGGCGAUGAACACUCGAUGUCUGCACAUGCUAGUGCCGCAAGCCCCAGUGCUCCCUCAUCUACCAAAUGUAGUCCUGCUAUCUCCGGCGUCGGGACACCCGGUUUUGACCUCGGGCAUGUUGGGUUGAGCUCGGCACAUCAGUCACCGGGCUGGACGUCCCGAGCUCCAGGUGAUGCUGCGGACAGCUACUUUAACGUGAAGCAGUCCAAGGGGGUGCGUGAAAAUGUCUCGCAAUAUCGCCAGCGGAUUUCCAAGGCGAAGGUGAACCCGGCGGUGUCAUCAACACCAACGUCUCCGGGCAGGGUGGUUGGAAAACCGGCUUCUUCCGAAGAGAGCAAUCUACAGGACCCAACCCUGGUGGUCGCAUCUCCAUUGCAUGAGGCAAGAUUGCCAGCCGUUCUGUCCCCCGCUCAGCAAUCGUCUCGCCAGGCAUCGACCAACUCCUUAUACGCCCAGCUCCAACGGGAGCUACCACGUCCCUUCUCCGAUACCAUUGCACAACUGAUGCUUAACUCGAUCCCUUUGCACCUUUUCCUGGCAAAACCACAAAGUGGCGAAGUGAUAUGGACCAACGCCAAAUUUGAUGCGUACCGGAGAAGCCAGCCUCAGGAGCAGAAGCUGCGCGACCCCUGGCAGAACAUCCACAUGAGCGAGCGAGAUCAUGUCUCCAGUGAAUGGGCCCAUGCCCUGCGGACCGGCUCUCAAUUCACGGAACGAGUGCGUGUCAAGAGAUUCAACGACGAAUCUGCGUAUCGCUGGUUCAUUUUUCGAGCGAACCCGUUGUUAUCGUCGACUGGAGAAGUGCUAUAUUGGAUUGGUUCUUUCCUUGAUAUUCACGAGCAGCACAUUGCCGAAUUGAAGGCAACCCAAGAGCGCGAGAAGUUCGCCACGGAUGCCAAAUAUCGGGCGUUCUCGAAUUCCAUCCCGCAGGUUGUUUUCGAGGCGACCGAGAACCGCGGCUUGAUAUUUGUCAACGAGCAAUGGAAUCUGUACACGGGGCAGAAUCUUGAUGAGGCACUCAACCUUGGAUUCGCAAAACAUGUUCACCCAGAUGACCUCGAAAAAUGUGGCGGAUUGGCAUUCACAGCGAAGGCAAAUCCCACCGGUGCCCAAAUUACGGAAUUUGUCAAGGCUUCCGUUGACAGUUCGCGAGAGCACCCGUCUCUCGAAAGACACGGUGUUGCAUUUGCACUCGAUGAACUCGUGAAGCGUGGUGUUGCUUCCCUGCAAAAGGACGAAAAUGGACGUGUUUUCUAUUCCACAGAGAUUCGCCUGAGUUCACGCGGAGGUGAUUUUCGGUGGCAUUUGGUCCGCCUGGUCCGUGUUGAAACGAGCAGUUUUGGAAGCGAAGAAGCAUCCUGGUACGGCACAUGCACCGAUAUCAACGACCGAAAAAACCUGGAGAGGGAGCUCAACAAGGCAAUGCAACAACUCAACACUCAGAUGGAAUCUAAAACAAAAUUCUUCAGCAACAUGUCCCACGAAAUCAGGACACCACUCAACGGAAUCUUGGGCACCAUACCGUUCAUUCUCGACACGCAGCUCGACAGCGACCAAAGGCGAAUGCUCGAUACCAUUCAGAACAGUUCCACUAACCUCCGUGAACUGGUUGAUAACAUACUCGACGUCUCCCGGGUCGAGGCGGGUAAGAUGUCGAUGGUCAACUCCUGGUUCCAUGUUCGGUCGAUGAUUGAAGAUGUUAUCGACACCGUUGCAUCUCGAGCAAUUGACAAGGGCCUGGAAAUCAAUUAUCUGAUGGCCGCGGAUGUGCCGUCUAUGAUGAUUGGCGACCGUUUCAGAAUUCGCCAAGUCCUGAUUAACCUCGUCGGAAACGCAGUCAAGUUCACGGCACAGGGUGAAAUCUACAUCUGUUGCAAUCUGUCUCACGAUGCCUCUGCUACAGUCAAAGAAACGGAGGUAUUCCUGAACUUCGAUGUCGUGGAUACCGGUAAAGGGUUUAGCUCUCAGGAUGCGGAGCGUCUCAUGCAACGCUUCAGUCAGCUAGGAGAAAGCGCGUCGCAACAGCACGCUGGCAGUGGCCUGGGACUGUUCUUGUCUAAGCAGCUGGUGGAAAUGCAUGGUGGAAAGCUCACCCCCAGCAGUAAAGAAGGCCAAGGUGCCAAGUUUUCUUUCUACGUCAAGGUUGAUGCCCCCCCUGCUCCAUCGCCAUCCGAAAGGCCCCAGCUACUUCGACAGGCCUCGUCCGCCUCUAGAAGGCCCCCCACGUCUCGGACGACGUCCUACCAGAAGACACCGGGUGUGCCGCCACGAGACAUCGAUUCUAAGCAUCGGGGCGCCGGUCUGUUACCUGGCUCCGACUCUCCAGUCGCACACUCACCGGCUUAUGGGGAUCCCGUGUCACGUUCUGUGUCGAAAGGUCUUUACCCACCUUCUGCUUCAUCUUCCGCUCUCCCGACUCCCGACAUUGGGACUGUGGACUUGCCACCAGCGUUCGAUCAACCAAGCGAGAUUGGCCAAUCCAAUGCACGAUUGCAGCCAAGCGGGCUUACGCCAUCUGGUGCAGCUGUAUCAGACCCGUCUGCCCGUCUCACUCCGCCAAUGUCUCAGGCUACCGCAUCGGCGAGCAAGGAUCCAACAGGGCCCACAAGCGUCCCAUCACAAGGUCCAUUCUCGAUUGUAAUUCUUUGCCCACUUGACAAUGCGCGAAAGGCUACCGAGCAACAUAUAACACAGGUCGUGCCCCAUGAGAUCCCUUUUAAGGUUACGACACUACCGGACGUCGAUGAGUGGAAGGAUAUGAUGCAACCCGGCUUGAACGCACCUUGCACACAUCUCGUGCUCAACCUCCCAACGACAGAUGAUAUUCUCGAGGUCAUCCAACAUGUGGCAGACUCUGACGUCACUCCUGCUCCUGUCGUUGUCAUUAUCUCGGACUUGUAUCAGAAACGCCAAAUCAGCACGCGGGUCAAAGAGUUGGCGGCCACCGGGAAACAAGUGUUCAUUGUGCCGAAGCCCGUUAAGCCCUCUGCGUUUUCGACUAUCUUUGAUCCUGAUAGCAAGCGCGAGCUCAGCAAGGAUCGCAACCAAGACAUGGCACGAGAAAUCAACAACAACUUCAAGACAGUGUCCAAAAUGGUCAAGGAGGUCCUGGGAAACAAAGGAUAUCGAAUCCUCCUGGUGGAGGAUGAUGAGACCAAUCGUGAUGUCAUGUUGAAAUAUCUUGACAAGAUCAAGUUGAUGUCGGAGACCGCGUCGAAUGGACAGGAAUGUACGAACAUGGUGUUUUCCAAGGAGCCAGGGUAUUAUUCUCUCAUCAUUUGCGAUAUCCAAAUGCCCGUCAAAAAUGGAUACGAUACUUGCCGAGACGUUCGUGCCUGGGAACAGAAAAACCAUUAUCCCCAGAUUCCGAUCAUGGCUUUGUCGGCCAACGCGAUGACGGAUCAAAUCGAAGAUGCGGCUCGUGCAGGUUUCAACGACUAUGUCACCAAGCCCAUCAGGCAUAACGAGCUAGGCAAGAUGAUGAUGGGGCUCCUUGACCCUAGUAGCCGUCCUCUCCUGCUCCUUCGAGACCGCCUCAAUGCUGAAAACGACAACCCCACUUCUACUCGCCGCUAG
Molecule: messenger RNA, 5697 nt
Organism: Penicillium alfredii
Lineage: Eukaryota; Fungi; Ascomycota; Eurotiomycetes; Eurotiales; Aspergillaceae
Gene: pkhB
Product: putative sensor histidine kinase/response regulator
Exons: 3
Coding region: 1-5697 (1898 amino acids)
Biological process (GO): protein autophosphorylation; phosphorelay signal transduction system
Molecular function (GO): histidine phosphotransfer kinase activity; phosphorelay sensor kinase activity
Source: RefSeq, a predicted model, not a curated record